AUGGCGUUCCUGGAAGACCCCCGAUUACGCCAGCGCUGGAAUCAGAUCUCUCACACUACGGAGGCGGUCACUGAGAACGCUGCCGCCGGUAUAUGGACAUUUGGUCACCAAUACAUAAACCCAUGUUUUGCCUCGAUAGGAGCCGUAGUCGACAGCUGCACUGCACCCUGUUUUGGCGACCACGAAGAACGAGCGCGAAGGAAAAGAGAGCGUGAGCGGGAGGCGGAAUACAGCUUCGACUUCUACGAUGAUUGGGAUGAAGACCUUGUCGGCGACAGCGGUCAAGGAGGCUUCGGGGCCUGGCGCAACGAGGACUGGGAGCGUCUGAUUGGGGGGUCAGGCGCCAGUAAAAGUCAACGAGCAGCUACUGGCGAAAUUCAAGAGCAACCACAUGGCAGAAAACGGGGCAUGAGUUACGGAACCAGAGGAACUAGGCGGAAAUCUAGUGUGGCUGCCGAAGAUCCUACCAUCAUUCCUAGUACCCAACCUAUCGGCUUUCUCGGGAAACUGCCCUUCAAGAUCAAAGGAACUCUGAGGUAUAAGCCGAGUGCGGCAAACCUACAAGACCAUCCUGGUGCGUCGAGGCAUCUGGAAGGCGAAAAUCAACCUUUGCUAGGACAUCACGAAGAGGAGUAUCAUCCUCAUACGUCAUUGCCGCAGACUAGGAAACGAAGCGGUACGACGAGCAGUGGCGACACGAGCGAUUCGUACAGGUCACGAGGGGAUCUUUUCCCUAGCGAUGAAGAGGGAGAGGAGGAUGCUGUUCCUCUUGACGAUGAGUUUGCAGUGGCCCUAGAUCGUGUCGAUGACAGGUCGAGCAAUAGAACCAAGAGCAGCAAAGGCAAGAGAACUGCGAGCUACACAAUACCACGCAGCGUAUCAAGGACCACCAUAGGCACAAUAACACCUUCCAGGCCCACUUCAUUGCGGCAGGUACAAGAUCCGAUCUCAGAUGCGGAUGAGGCAUUAGAAGCAUCCACACUGUCACUCAAAGACCUGCUGCAAGAGGAAGAACAAAUACAACGCGAAGAAGAUGAAGAGAUCGAACGAAAGAGGCACAUUGCAGCACACCUGGCCAUGGAACGCGGACUUCAACGCGAUAAUGUCGACUAUGGUUUUGUCCCGGAGGCCAAGCCCGAGCUGAUCAAGGUCGAGAACAUUCCAACACCAGAACAGGCCGAGUUUGUUAACGCCGAGAGCCCAUCGCCUUGGUCGAAGAAGAAAGAGGAAGCAGCCGAGACCACGGUGUCUCAAGCACACAAUCCCGAUCAGACUAUUGAUGAAUUCGUACCGGCGCGGUUACCUUAUUUCAGGUAA
This is a messenger RNA of Truncatella angustata, 1317 nucleotides long. RefSeq lists its product as uncharacterized. The transcript has a single exon. The record is from RefSeq and is a predicted model, not a curated record. Bases 1 to 1317 code for a protein of 438 amino acids. Lineage: Eukaryota; Fungi; Ascomycota; Sordariomycetes; Amphisphaeriales; Sporocadaceae.